AACACUGCCGAACGCCCAGUCUCCGCGAGCCACCAAAACCUGUGCUCCAAAAAACAAAAAAAUUAAGGCGUGUUCGAAAAUCAAAUUCAAAUCACAAAAAUAACAAUGGCCGCCGACCCUCUCUCGCAAUGUAGUGCCGCGUGAUAACCGGACAGUAUGCUGCCCCUCUUCGCAGGGACCUAAGGCAGUUGCGAAUUCGUUGUUGUGUGUAUUGCAUUGUAUGUGAGGAGUGUGUGACGAAGGUGUACCUAAUUGAUUUUAUUCAGCCUACCGAUGACCCUAUGGGACCAACCUCCACCCGAAUAAAAGACAGCGACUUAUACAAUAAAACCCUAAUUUAUAAUCACCCCCCAAAACCCCACGUUAAGUAACCUAGCUAGCCCCUCCCUAUUCAAAUUCCUAGUUAGAAGCCGAGUGAAGUGACGAGAAGCGAAGCCAAGUGAAGUGACGAGAAGCGAAGCGAAGUGAAGUGAAGUGACUUGGUGCUGCAAGUGUAAGCGCAUGGAAGUGCGACAAGGCUCGAUUGUUCGGUCGAUCGGUGACUUGUAUAGGACAAGAUGAGUGCAGUGGAGACCCCGGCCGCGGAACCGACGCCGCCCGCGCCGGCGGGGCCCGCCGAGACCCCCACGGGGGCCGACGGCACGGGGCCCCUGAUCCCGGUGCCCCCGGCGCCCCGGAAGCCCCCGCGGCGGGGCCCUAAAGUCCAGCAGGAGCGGCCGAAGAGAGCGAUCUUCUGUUUGACGUUGAAGAAUCCGCUGAGGAAAGUGUGCAUCGAUAUCGUGGAGUGGAAACCGUUCGAGUGGAUGAUCCUGACAACGAUCUUCGCGAACUGCAUCGCGCUGGCGGUCUACACGCCCUACCCGGCCAGCGACUCCAAUUACACCAACUCUGUCCUCGAAAAGAUAGAAUACGUGUUCCUAGUGAUAUUCACGGGGGAGUGCGUGAUGAAGAUCAUCGCGUACGGCUUCAUCAUGCACCAGGGCUCGUACCUGCGGAACGGCUGGAACUUGCUCGACUUCACCAUAGUGGUCAUUGGUAUGGUGAGCACGGUGUUGUCGAGCAUAUUCAAGGACGCCUUCGACGUGAAAGCCCUGCGAGCGUUCAGAGUCCUCAGGCCUUUGCGGCUCGUGUCCGGAGUGCCCAGUCUACAGAUCGUGUUGAACUCCAUCCUGAAGGCCAUGGUGCCGUUGCUGCACAUCGCUCUGCUGGUCAUAUUCGUCAUCAUCAUCUACGCCAUCAUCGGCCUAGAGCUGUUCUCGGGGAAGAUGCACAAGAGCUGUUAUAAUAGGUUCACAGAUCAAAUCAUGGAUACGCCUCACCCUUGCGACUUGGACAACGGGUUCAACUGCUCCACCAUCGGCGAGGACAUGGAGUGCCGUGAGGGCUGGAUCGGGCCCAACUUUGGGAUCACCAACUUUGAUAACUUCGGCCUCUCCAUGCUUACCGUCUUCCAGUGCAUCACGCUUGAAGGCUGGACCGAUGUUAUGUACCAUAUACAAGAUGCGAUGGGAAACAGCUGGGAGUGGAUAUACUUCGUGUCAAUGGUCAUUUUGGGAGCUUUUUUUGUUAUGAACCUAAUUCUCGGUGUGUUAUCUGGAGAGUUUUCCAAAGAAAGAGAAAAAGCAAAAAACAGAGGAGACUUUCAGAAGUUAAGAGAAAAGCAGCAAUUAGAAGAAGAUCUGAAGGGCUAUCUUGACUGGAUCACACAGGCAGAGUAUUUAGAACCGUUGGCAGAUCAACACGACGUAGUGGAUCAGAAAAGAGAUUAUGGAAUAGGACCAGCGCUAAAUGAACACGACUCCACAGAUCAUUUAGGUAUUGAAACUAAUGAGCAGCAGAAAGUGUCCAUAACGAAACUAUGGAAAAAAGAUUUUGAUAAAGUAAACCGUAGAAUGAAAAGAGCGUGUAGAAGAGCCGUGAAAUCACAAACAUUCUACUGGCUUAUCAUAGUGCUAGUAUUCAUGAACACAGUGGUCUUAGCCAGUGAACAUUAUAAGCAACCAGAAUGGCUGGACCUAUUUCAAGAGUACGGCAACGCGUUCUUCGUAGCACUUUUUACUUUAGAGAUGCUUGUAAAAAUGUACAGUUUAGGAUUACAGGGCUACUUCGUGUCAUUGUUCAACCGGUUCGACUGCUUCGUCGUGAUCGGCUCCAUCAGCGAGAUGGUGCUGACGAAGACCGAGGUGAUGCCGCCGCUCGGCAUCUCUGUGUUGAGAUGCGUCAGGCUUCUAAGAGUGUUUAAGGUCACCAGAUACUGGCGCUCUCUCUCCAACCUGGUGGCGUCUCUGCUCAACUCCAUCCAGUCCAUCGCGUCCCUGCUGCUGCUUCUCUUCCUCUUCAUCAUGAUCUUCGCGUUGCUAGGCAUGCAGGUCUUCGGGGGCAAGUUCAACUACGACCCUGUGGAGGAGAAGGACAGGCACAACUUCGACUGCUUCUGGCAGGCAUUGCUGACUGUUUUUCAGAUCUUGACAGGUGAAGACUGGAAUGCUGUAAUGUACGAGGGCAUCAAGGCGUACGGUGGGGUGGGCUCCUUCGGCAUCCUGGCCUGCAUAUACUUUAUCAUCCUCUUCAUUUGCGGCAACUAUAUUCUACUGAACGUGUUCUUGGCUAUCGCUGUAGAUAACUUGGCCGAUGCCGAAUCAUUAACCAACAUCGAAAAGGAAGAAGGAGCUGCGGAAGAAAAAGAAGGAGGCAGCGUGGUAGAACCUGAGGGUGUGCAUAUAGACACUGAUGACGAGUACAUACAUGAUGAUGAUGCGUAUACUACAGAUAACUCCGAAAGAGAAUACGAAGAAACAGGCUCAGAAGGGGAGCAUCAAGAGGAAAUAGAUGGCGAAGGAGAAAUGGAGAUGGGCGAAGAAGAAAACGGUAUCGAUAGAAUAGAGGAGGAACAGGAGAGAGGUGAAGACCAAGAGAUGAUGGAGAGCCAUCAAAGAAAUCACAUUGUGAACACAGACAUGGAUGAAGAGCCGCGUCUGAAACGAAAGCCGACGACGUCGUCGGCUCGGCCGCGGCGCCUGUCGGAGGUCGAUAUUCACGACACAAAGAAACCCAUCCCUGAGGCAUCGUCAUUCUUCAUAUUUUCCAAAACGAACAGGUUCCGCGUGUACUGCUACAAGAUGUCGGCAUCUUCCACCUUCGGGAACAUCAUCCUGGUCUGCAUCAUGCUGUCGUCGGCCAUGUUGGCGGCUGAGGAUCCACUUGAUGCAGCACAAAAGGGGUUUAGGAAUUGGCUGUUGAGCCAGUUCGACGUGUUCUUCACCGGCAUCUUCACGCUGGAGCUGUUCCUCAAGCUGAUCACGUACGGCCUGAUCCUGCACGAGGGCGCCUUCCUGAGAUCUGCCUUCAACGUCCUCGACAUGCUCGUUGUUUGCGUCUCUCUCAUCUCUAUGAGUUUUAAGUCUGGUAGUAUUUCAGUGGUGAAAAUAUUGCGAGUGUUCAGGGUGCUGAGGCCUCUUAGGGCCAUCAAUAGGGCUAAGGGCCUUAAGCACGUUGUUCAGUGCGUGAUCGUUGCAAUCAAAACGAUCGGGAACAUUUUGUUGGUAACAUCAUUGCUACAAUUCAUGUUUGCCGUCAUGGGAGUCCAAAUGUUCAAGGGUAAAUUUUUUAGGUGUAAUGAUAUUUCUAAAAUGACAGAAGAAGAGUGUCAGGGGACUUAUUUAGUAUUUGAGAAUCGUAAUUAUGUAGUGAGAGAUAGAGAAUGGACUAGGUAUGACUUCCAUUUUGAUAAUGUCAUGAAAGGUAUGCUCACUCUGUUCACUGUGUCCACGUUUGAAGGGUGGCCUGGGUUGUUGUAUGUAUCUAUAGAUUCGAAUGCUGAGGAUCGUGGUCCCAUUACUAACUUCCGUCCAAUUGUUGCAGCCUACUAUAUUAUUUAUAUUAUUAUAAUUGCCUUCUUUAUGGUAAAUAUAUUCGUCGGUUUCGUCAUAGUGACAUUCCAAAACGAGGGUGAACAAGAGUAUAAAAAUUGUGAGUUAGAUAAGAAUCAAAGAAACUGCAUUGAAUUUGCUUUGAAAGCAAAACCUAUAAGAAGGUAUAUACCCAAACAUCGCAUUCAGUACAAAGUGUGGUGGUUCGUGACGUCACAGCCAUUUGAGUACGCGAUAUUCGUGUUGAUCAUGAUCAACACCAUCACACUCGCCAUGAAAUACCACAACCAGCCUCCAGAGUACAGCAAGGCUCUCGACUUGCUCAACAUGAUAUUUACAGCUGUGUUUGCCUUGGAAUUUAUAUUUAAAUUGGCUGCCUUUAGAUUUAAGAACUACUUUGGGGACGCAUGGAACACUUUCGACUUCAUCAUCGUAUUAGGUAGCAUCAUCGACAUCGUUGUGUCUCAAGUAAACGAACUCAAGAACCAGGGAAGUGGUAUGCCAAGGGCACACGUCGUCAAGGAAAGCUCGAUUCCAUCCAUCAAUUUCUUCCGACUGUUUCGUGUGAUGAGGCUGGUGAAGCUCUUGUCUAGAGGAGAAGGCAUCAGGACCCUGCUCUGGACCUUCAUCAAGUCCUUCCAAGCAUUGCCUUACGUAGCUUUGCUCAUCUUGAUGCUGUUCUUCAUUUAUGCUGUAGUAGGCAUGCAGGUGUUUGGAAAAAUAGCAAUAGAUGAUGACACACCCAUCACAAGGAACAACCACUUCCAAACAUUUCCUCAAGCUAUCCUUGUACUCUUUCGCUCUGCAACUGGAGAAGCAUGGCAGGAUAUCAUGAUGGGUGUGUCACCAGAACCUGAAGUGAAGUGUGAUAAGAACUACGAUGAGGAGGGAGAGGAGGGCGGCGGGACGUGUGGAAGUGUACUUGCCUUUCCAUACUUCAUAUCGUUUUAUGUUCUUUGUUCGUUUUUGAUUAUUAAUUUAUUCGUCGCCGUCAUUAUGGAUAAUUUUGACUAUUUAACCAGAGACUGGUCAAUAUUGGGACCACACCACUUAGAUGAAUUUAUAAGAUUAUGGAGUGAAUACGAUCCCGACGCAAAGGGUAGAAUAAAACAUUUAGAUGUAGUUACGUUAUUAAGGAAAAUUAGUCCACCUUUAGGUUUCGGUAAGCUGUGUCCACAUAGGGUGGCGUGCAAAAGACUCGUGUCUAUGAACAUGCCAUUAAAUUCAGAUGGCACAGUGUUAUUCAACGCGACGUUAUUUGCUGUUGUCAGAACGUCGCUUAAAAUAAAGACAGAAGGUAACAUAGAUGACUGUAAUACAGAAUUAAGGGCAGUAAUAAAGAAAAUAUGGAAACGGACGUCACCCAAACUAUUAGAUCAGGUAGUACCGCCUCCUGGAGACCCCAACGAGAUCACAGUGGGCAAGUUUUACGCCACGUUCCUGAUACAAGACUACUUCAGAAGGAAUCACGCGUUUAAGAAGAGAAAGGAGCAAGAGAUGAGGCAGAAUGACGAGCAAACCCACCAGAUGACGCUGCAAGCUGGUCUUCGAACUCUUCACGAAGCAGGGCCAGAACUCAAGAGAGCUAUUUCAGGAAAUUUGGAUGAUAUCCAGACAGAAUGUGAUGUGCCCAUGCAUAGAAGAAAUCACUCACUAUUUGGAGGCGUUUGGUCAAGUAUACGAAGACAUGGUCCGAACAGGCAUUUCCACAGGCACCGGAAACAUGGAGAACCUCCAGCAGAUGGUGUUGGCAAUCAUUUAAGUUCAAUGAUGCAACGGGAGUACGGAAUGGGACCUAUACCACUCGCGCCGAAUCUUGCCAACGGACAACCGAAAGAGCAAAUACCACUAAGACCUCUAAUAUUCAACGGGGAAUCAGAAAAGAUAUACCAAGUGCUAGAAAGAACCACAAACGAUCUAAAGAACGCUAUAUACUCAGGCGGAGAUAGCUCGGGCCGAGGUGUGGUCUCGCUUCCGGGCAGCCCGAGGGGGAUCAACAGCUCAUCAGUACCCGUUGUUGGAUCUGCCGAAAGCUUAGUUACUAGGGUACUAGCCGAACAGGGCUUAGGAGCGUAUUGUGAUGCUGAAUUUGUAAGGAACACAUCUAGGGAAAUGCAAGAGGCUCUUGAAAUGACGCAAGAACAGAUGGAUAGAGCGGCGCACCAACUGAUGAUACAAGAAAAGAAUAUUAAACAAGUUCAAAACCAACAACCACAAGUUGGUACGAUUUGGGUUAUAGGGCGACAUCCUAGCCCGCCAGUACCAUCCUUUCCACCAGCCCGCGACGAUGCCGCCGCCGCCCUACAAGCGGUUAUAGCACCAGCUGACCACGAGCUGGACCACGCCGCGCUGCUCGACGCGCAAGAUGGGGCACGCGUAUGCAGGCACGGCCGGCGGCACCACAGGCGGAAAAGAAAACGAAAACCAGUGCUGGUUUAGAUGUAACCUCUUAAAAACUAGCGUAAACGUUUCUUAUUUAUGAAUACUUCGUAAUGCUCUACAUUCGAGACUUGAUUGGUAAUGCUCAAAAUUUCUUCAACUUUCUUUCUCUUUAUUCUAAUUCAAUGACCAGGAGGAUCAACUUUAGAAUAUAUUUAAAUAAUUUUUAAAAGGAUUUUCUAGUAAACUGUGUGUAACAGUAAAAGUGAGAUUUAUAGUUCAAUAGGGUAAUUUAAAAUUGGUAAACAAUUAGGGCCAAGAUAGAUUGUAAUGUCAGUCGGCUAGGCUAGACGAAGGUAAGUUUCAAUAGAACUAAAACUUGGCCCGAUUAGAUAAUUUUAAUAUAAAAAUGUAAUAAAUUUUUGGAGAUUCCUGAGAGAGACGAAAUUAUCU
Molecule: messenger RNA, 6701 nt
Organism: Ostrinia furnacalis (Asian corn borer)
Lineage: Eukaryota; Metazoa; Arthropoda; Insecta; Lepidoptera; Crambidae
Product: muscle calcium channel subunit alpha-1
Exons: 48
Coding region: 558-6308 (1916 amino acids)
Biological process (GO): calcium ion import across plasma membrane
Cellular component (GO): membrane; voltage-gated calcium channel complex
Molecular function (GO): high voltage-gated calcium channel activity
Source: RefSeq, a predicted model, not a curated record